AUGGCCAUCUCCAACCGGGAUAGAGCAUUGCAAUUAGACUCCUUCUUUCUUCCAUCGGGGUCAACGGCUCACGACCAACUCCAGCCAAAAACGAACUGGCUCAAAGAGCCGGAAUUCCCGUCGCCCGACGAAAUACUUUCCAACUCAGCGCCUAAAUUGCUGUGCAUUGAUAAUGCCGAUAUUACGUCAAAGCAAGAAUAUCUGGAGAAGCAUUACCGCAUGCAGCGGUAUGAGGCGAUCGAACCCACCAGAUUCGCCGUGAGCGAGUUUUGCAAAAACCCGACCAUGGGGGAAGGGGAGCUGGCGUAUAUUUACAGCAGAGUUCAAAUGCAAGGAGUUGUACUGACGGCGCACGGUGCUGCCCACCGAGCCUCGUUCUCGACGGACAGAUGCAGCGACACGCCGGUGGACUGGGCCAACUCUGGCCGACUCUGCCAAGGCUCUCUUGUUGUAUUAUCACCUGUAGAGGAUGCUUUCAGGUCAAAGUGCCUGGUCGCUAUCGUCGCGUAUCGGUUUCUCUUGGGCGGUUUGUGGCCGAACCUAGACGCGGAGCCUCCGGAGCCUGAUGACACGCCACCUAGAAUCGAUUUGUACUUUUCCAGCUGGACCGAAAAGCUUCUUGACCCAAACAUCAAAUACUUCAUGCUUGAAAGCAAGAAUGGAUACUUUGAGUCCUUCCGUCACACCAUGAGGGCCCUACAAACGGCUGCAUCCGAGAAAUCGCUACUAGACAAAUACGUGUUGGCGAAUAGUGCGAGCGAGAUCACGACUGAAAGCCCUGUUGUAAACCUUCGCUCACAAACACGAAAUACCCUUGAUAAGUCGCAAGCCGCCGCCUCCAGAGCCAUAAUUGGCCGGGAACUCGCCAUUGUGCAAGGUCCUCCCGGAACGGGCAAGACACACACAACUGUCAUAACUAUAGAAGAGAUACUACGUCAGUUCAAUCCGACCAAGCCGAUCAUUGUUGCCGCUGUAACAAAUCAUGCACUGGACCAACUUCUUCAGCGGUGUCUCCUGAGGGACAUCGUGAUCUGCCGCUUAGGCGGCCGCACAGUCUCGGAAACAAUAGAGGAGCAUUCUUUGUGUAAGACUCGAGAAAGAAAUAAAGGCACUGUUCCAGGGAUUGGACUACCAGGUGCUGUGUAUCGUGAUUUUGAAACCGCACUUCAAGUACUCGAGUUCCAUCUCAAGAAGUCCUUCCAGGGCCCGCUGAGCUACGACGCAAAGUUGUUCAGGGACGCCAAAAUCAUCACUGCUCAGCAAUUUGAUUCUCUUCAAGAUAAGGAUUGGGAGACCUUGGCUGAAGUCAAUCCCCUGUUGGUAUGGCUUGGCUGGGAACACUUCGGGACAUCGUCAGCUGAGGUAUCAAAAGCCAAGCUCGGGGAGAAAUGGAAGGCCAACAACAAAGAUAAAGGAAAGGAUGACGAGGAGCCCAAAAGACGGCUUCCAGAUCCCGACAAGCCAAUAGGGCCGUUCAUUCCGUUGCGCGAAUGUUCAGACCGCCCAGCUGCACGUCUCAAAAGCAUGCUGGCUCGCAACCGCGAUCUAUACAAAAUCAAAGCUCAGCAUCGUGAGGAAUUAUUCAACUACAUGUGCCACGAACUGGCCAAGGAAAGCCAAGCAAAACUUCAAGAGUCGUUCAACAAAUUUCAGGUCGCCUGUCAACGGUUGCAAAAGCACAAAAUAGAUCGUGACAACCGCGUCGUGGCAAGAACCGGGGUUCAAGUCCUUGGGUGCACCAUCACUGGCUUAUCUAAAUAUCGACAAUUACUCUCCAUGAUUGGCCCUGAUGUGCUUAUCAUUGAUGAAGCAUCAGAGGCAACGGAAGGCAGCAUUGCAGCCGCACUGCUUCCAUCGCUCAAACACCUGGCCUUGAUCGGUGAUCACCAACAGUUAACGCCUCGUCCUAUCACCCAAGCCCUCACGCACCCAAUCUUUGCCUUGGACAUGUCCUUGUUCGAACGACUAGUCACAAAGAAUGAAAUGCCCUACAUCAUUCUCAAUAUGCAGCGACGCAUGAUUCCUGAGAUUCGACAGCUAGUCAACCUCUUCUACCCGGAUCUUCGGGAUCAUAGCAGUGUGAUGAAGCGCGAAGCGGUAAAGGGGCUCGGGCCAGCCCUGUGGUGGUUUAGCCAUGCUUGGCCAGAACAAACUAACUCAGGUGCUUCUGGUCACAGCAUCUGCAACAAUGAGGAAGCCGAUAUGAUUGUGCACUUUGCCAGAUAUCUUUUCCGCUGCGGUACCCCCGUCGAAAAGCUCACUAUUUUGACUUUUUAUACUGCGCAACAGGAGCUCAUUCAAUCAAAGCUCAGCAUGCACAGUCUUGGGUCAAACAUUUGCAAAACUGUCGACAGUUUCCAGGGAUGCGAGAAUGACGUGAUUCUUCUGUCCGUUGUUCGCAGUCCGCAUCCAGGACGAGGUCCAAGAGUCGGUUUUAUCGAAAACUUACAUCGUGCAACAGUAGCGUUGAGCCGAGCUCGGAAUGCCUUCUACAUCUUCGGCAAUGCUGAGAGCCUGAAAGGCAGCGCAACUUGGGAUCCUGUUCUCGAUGCUCUCGGUCCGUUGAAAGAGGACCGCUUGCCCCUGGUGUGCCCCAUCCACAACACAAUAGCCUUCAUCCGCUGCUCAGAACAAUGGCCCUCGCUUUCGGGAGAGGGGGGUUGUCGCGGGCAAGGGUGCGAAACCGAUGAAGGCAGCGAAAACAAAAUCGUAAGCAAAAUCGUUGGGAUGCAAAAAGCCAAGACUCAGAUUCCAGAACGUGUCGUGCCUCUUCAACGGCCAUUCAUUCCUGCCAAGGCUGCUUUGAAGCUCGACAAGGCUACACUUGACUCAGUGGAUAGCGCGACGUCGCGGCCAAGAAUUAGUGUUGACAGAAGCUCUUUGGCAAGCCUUAGCCAAGACAGCACUGCACACAGUAGUGACGACGUGAUUGAGAUGGGUUAUGAUGCGUAUCUUGCAGAGUUUGAAGAGUUGGCGGUUAGUGCAAGAUACGAGAUGUUGCGGGGGCAGCUUUUGGAUUUGGAAAAGUCCGAAAUGGACCAGGUAAAGGAGGAAGUGGCGGUGGAAGUGGUGGAAGCCAGUCGCGAUCUCAUUAACUUCGAUUAG
Messenger RNA from Akanthomyces muscarius, 3105 nucleotides. RefSeq lists its product as uncharacterized. NCBI's taxonomy places the organism in Eukaryota, Fungi, Ascomycota, Sordariomycetes, Hypocreales, Cordycipitaceae. Bases 1 to 3105 code for a protein of 1034 amino acids. The transcript is spliced from 4 exons. Gene Ontology annotation, biological process: regulatory ncRNA-mediated heterochromatin formation. Gene Ontology annotation, molecular function: helicase activity. The record is from RefSeq and is a predicted model, not a curated record. Gene Ontology annotation, cellular component: nuclear RNA-directed RNA polymerase complex.